Plasmopara halstedii is the source of this 1299-nucleotide messenger RNA. RefSeq lists its product as uncharacterized. The record is from RefSeq and is a predicted model, not a curated record. Lineage: Eukaryota; Oomycota; Peronosporomycetes; Peronosporales; Peronosporaceae. The coding region runs from base 1 to 1299 and encodes 432 amino acids. The transcript has 3 exons.
AUGGCGUUGUCUCCGUACGCACGUGCUGGUGCUGAGGAAAGCCGCGACGAUCUGGCGCUAAUGCGUCAUGCCAGUGGAGUUUUCUCACCACAGGCUGUACAGCGUAGCUUCACGACCGAGGACCUGCCCAGCGCUAAGCCAUUCGCGAGCGUGGUGGACCCGGCGUUGCAGACGAAGAAGCGCUCGAGCUCGGACAUUUUUGAAAGCAGUCGAAUAGCUAUCAUUAAGGGUAUUCAGGGAGUGGGACUCGAUCGAAUGGUAAACACAAUGCAGAAGGCUUUUACAUCUGACGACUCCGAGCGCGUACUGAGAGCAGAGUGGCUUGUGGUGGAGACGGAGGAAGAGCAGCUCCAACGUCUGCAAGAAAUCGUGCGAAAGCUGCAGAAAGCUUUCAAGUUUUCUAAUCGCUUACGAACGCUCGUCAAAUUGGCUAAUACUACAUUAGCUAAGUGCGAAGAAUUGGUGGAGCGAAGUCAAACACAUCUCGAGCAAUGUAACCUAAUGUUCACUCAAUUUGUCAAUGAAAUCGCUACACUUACAGACUAUUUAAGCAAAUUGAGAGAGGCUGUGAUUCCAUCUCUGCAAGCUAAAGAUCACAACGAAGAAAAGAAAAAUGCUCGGCGAGCCGAGUGGGCACUGGCGAGGAUGGCUCAGAGUACACAAUCCAUGGUGUCUGAAUUGAGAGAGAGUAUGGAUGAAUUAUAUGAUUUGGCGAUUGAUUGCACUAAGCUGAUGGUGCAAAGUAUCACAUUGCUGCAUCUACGAGGACGAUCAGCAGACUUUAGUGGCACAGGAGUGGCAGCGGGUGCCGCUGGUGUUGUGGCUGGUGCAGUUGUGGGUGUUGCCGGAGUGGUGGCCGCUCCAGCAACUAGUGGACUUAGCUUACCCAUAUCGCUUGCUGGCAAAAGUUUGUUUUUGUCGGGUAUUGCGGCAUUGACACCUUCCAGUAUCAUGCUCAGUCGUCAAAGCCAACAGCUGAAUGGACUUUCGUUGCUAGUCGUUAACUUGAAGUCGUGUCUGGAGAUCAUGAAUCAGAAGCGCGAAGAGAUGGCGGUGGCGUUUGCUGCGGUUGAGGCUCUUGAUUUAGAUGUGAAGCAAGCCACAGACUUUUGCCAGGAUGCGAUUGAACUUGAGAGCUCCAUUUACGAAAGCUCGUGGGGCUUUAUUGAGGAUAUCAGCGUGAAGCUUUCGACGCUCACACAAUCAGUCGAGCUAUUUCAAGCGUCGCCGAGCAUUUGGCACUUUUGCAAGUCAGAGGAUGCGAUGUAUCAGUAUUUGCUUGCCGAAGAGGAAGACUGA